ACCAUGAAAAAUUAAAUUUUUUAUUUAUCGUGGUUAAAAUAUCAAUAAAAAUAAUAUUUAUUAAGUAAUAUUACAUCUUAGGUUGACGAAGGAGUAAUCAUAAUACAAGAUUUACCAGCAAAACAGUCGUAUUUUAUUUAAAUUACAUACAAUAAUGGCUCAUCAUUUCAAGGAAGAAGACAUUGAUGAAUUUAGAGAAUGUUUUUUUCUAUUUGCUAGAGAAGGAACUAUAAAUAAAUUAGAUGAACUCAGUAUAAUUAUGCGAUCACUAGGAAUGAGUCCAACUAUAACUGAAUUAAAGAAAUACUUUUCAGAAAAUAAUGGAAAAUUACAUUUUCCAGAAUUUUUAAAGGUAAUGCACAAUCAUUGUCGCGUAGAAAAAUUACCUAAUGAAAUUUUAGCAGCUUUUAAAGCUAACGAUCGUCAACAUACUGGAACUAUUCAUAGUAAACAUCUUAAACAUCUAUUACAAGGUUGGGGAGAACAUUUAAAUAGCAAAGAAGUUGAACAAAUCUUUCGAGAAGCCAAUGUCCAUCCAAAUGGCAAGGUUAACUAUGAUGAAUUUGUAAAAAUUGCUUGUGCACCAAUUCCUGAUUAUUACUAAUUAUCACAUUUUUUAAUAUUUGUUAAAUUAUUUAGUUUUAAUAAUUUUGAUUAAUAUAUCCCUCUUAUGUUAAGAAAUACUAUCUCUAAUGUUUUUCAUUCACAUAUUUCUUAUUAUACUUGAAUUUACACUAGAAAGUAUUAAAAGUGUAGAUUUUCAAAAAUUCUCUAAGUGAAGCUAUCUAUAUUUAAAUAU
Molecule: messenger RNA, 799 nt
Organism: Melanaphis sacchari
Lineage: Eukaryota; Metazoa; Arthropoda; Insecta; Hemiptera; Aphididae
Product: calmodulin
Exons: 4
Coding region: 155-604 (149 amino acids)
Cellular component (GO): myosin II complex; cytoplasm
Molecular function (GO): calcium ion binding; myosin heavy chain binding
Source: RefSeq, a predicted model, not a curated record